AUGGGUAAAUUCCGAGGAAAAUUCCGAGACCUAUUCCGGAACCUAUUCCGGAGCAAAAAGUCCAAAGCCCCUAGCUCGACAACGACGAAGGAUGAUAGUCGAUUUUCUGAAUGGCCUUUCAAGUUUGAUGCUACAGAUAUUGAUUAUGACGGCAUCAAUGCCGGUCACGAAUCGAACGAACGGCACGAUUCGGCACAAGAGGAACGUGAACAAUUUCCGGCAUUUUCGCAGAGCUGUGUCGAUGAUAUGGAGAGAGAUGAGAGGGAUGAUGGGGCCAAUAUUGCAUUUUCGACGGAGGAUAGCAGUAGUGGGUAUGAUGGGUAUAGUGACCGUCAGAAGUGUGACAAGGGAAAGGAUAAAAGUAAGGGAAAAGGAAAGGCAAAAGAUAAGGGAAAGGGAAAGGUAAAUGGAGAGGCGGAAGAGAGGAAAAGAAUGGAGGGGAUCGAUAUGGCUAGGGCAAAGGAUGAAGAGGGGAAGGCUUGGUAUAGGAAACCGCAGUUUGGGGUCUUUGGGGGUGAAAAGAAUAAAGUGGCCGAACAGGAGGACGAAUACGAAGGAUUCCCAUUAUAUGAUCCCACCGCUUCAGGAAAUGCUCCAGUCAACAUGGUGAGUAAGUUUAGGGAGAAUAUAGGGUCCUUCAACAAUGAUAUGAGGGGUGAAAUGGAAAAGAGUCGUAGAGAGGAGAGGAGAGAGGAGUCCAGACAUAUGGAGAGGAGAAAAGCCGAUUCUGAUAGUGCUGUGGUGGGUGGAAGUACAGGGUGGAAAGGUGCAUAUAUGGCUGGCGCAUCAUCUAAAAUCAAGCCAGAAAUGAGUCGAGCAAUCAACGACUCCGAUGAGUUAUUCCAUACUCGCACUCUUUACUCUUCGGAAAGAAAUGGAGAGAUCACGAGAUCUCACCCUGGGACGACUAAAGACAUAAAUGUAAUCGAAGAAAUGUACGUGGCGCCUCCUAAGGAACGUAAAAGUUCGACGACAGGAUCGAUACUUCAAAAGGCUGUUUCAUUACCGGCGGUGUUAAAGAGGACAUGGAGUCGGAUGGUGGAUGAGGAAGAAUCCAAGAGAGAUGAAAAGAGGAGGAAUUUGAUUAAGGAAGAGACAGUUUUGGAAAGGGAGAACUCAUUGAACGCAUUGGUCAAAGAUAUAGAGACUAGAGAUUCCAGGAAGAUCGUGCGACACGCCAACCGAGACGGUUCAAGAUGCCUUGAGGACCAAGUCUAUCAAGCCAAAACAUCAGUCGUCAAAAAACACACCUGCUCCAUCACCAAAUCAACUUCCAUCAAAUCAACUUCCAUCAAAUCAACUUCCAUCAAAUCAACUUCCAUCAGAUCGACUUCCAUCAAAUCGACUUCCAUCAAAUCGACUUCCAUCAAAUCUGUUGAGUCAGUCACAGAAGUUCAAGAGCGCUUUCACGAACCCGAAACCUCUCACCAUCUCUCGAUUAACGAAGUGAUAUACUCAAGGAGCAAUGCUGCUGUCAAAGCGCAAACUAGUCACGGGCGCUAUACCCAAAAAGACACCAAAACACUGCAUCGAUCGCCGAAAAUAGACGCCAUGCACCCAUAUUUUAGGAAAGGUUUCGAUAAAUACGGCCAAUUCAGGGAUUGGGAGGACGGUGUGAUUGAAGGAUAUAGGGAUACAGUGAAAGAUACUAUGAAUGACAUGACUUCUGGGCCGAAAGAAUGCGUGGCAACAGGUGUGGCCAAAAUGACGAAGCUGAAGGAAGAGUUGAAGGAGCGAGAGGACGAACUGAUUGAUAGAAACAAGAAAAAGAUCAUGUCGCAUCUCACUCCUGACAAAAGAGUAAGGUUCGAAGAACAAGUGAUGAAAGAGGAAGAGGAGAGGGAGAAGAGAAUGAAAGAGAGGGUGAAGGAGAAGGGGGAAGGGAGUAUGAAAGAGAGAGUGAAAGAGAAGGGAAAAGAGAAGAAGGGGAUGAAGAGGGCAAAUGAAAACAGCCCGGAGAUGAUUAAAAAUUUCAAACACAAACAUGUGGGCUUGAUUAAAUGA
Messenger RNA from Sclerotinia borealis F-4128, 2004 nucleotides. The record is from the annotation of a GenBank genome assembly. NCBI's taxonomy places the organism in Eukaryota, Fungi, Ascomycota, Leotiomycetes, Helotiales, Sclerotiniaceae.